AAUGCAAAGUGCAAUUAAUUUAAUAAAAGAAUAUUCUCCAUUGGCUGAGAUUAAUGAAGAUAGUAAAAAAAAAUUCUCAGAGCAGCUCAGAACUUUAGAAAAUCAGUGUGAAUGUACAGCAGCAGAGAUUAUUGAAUUUAUAGGUAUUCUCCACAAAGAGAUAUGCUACAAGAAAGGAUAUAUGUGCGAUACCCCAGGAUCAGAGGCUAUCACAAUUACUUGUCAAUUUUUGGACACAGUUAUGGAUCAAAAUUUAUCAUACGAAGAAGCAAAACCAGUAAACGAGGAGCUAAUGAAUAAGUUAACGAAUAUAUUUGAGAUUCAGGCUACCUGUUCAGGAAAUUUUAGUGCUGUCGAAGCAUUUCUUUCUAAUAGUUUAUUUAUUGAAUAUAUUGAGAAAGAUGUAUCGGAAGUUCAUAUUUCAAAAUGGCUUAAAAGUUUACGCAAAGAGUUUCAACCGAAGAAAAAGGACAAAAAUUCACUUUUAUGA
This is a messenger RNA of Dimorphilus gyrociliatus, 490 nucleotides long. Lineage: Eukaryota; Metazoa; Annelida; Polychaeta; Dinophilidae. The record is from the annotation of a GenBank genome assembly.